Molecule: messenger RNA, 1227 nt
Organism: Lampris incognitus (smalleye Pacific opah)
Lineage: Eukaryota; Metazoa; Chordata; Actinopteri; Lampriformes; Lampridae
Product: vertebrate ancient opsin-like
Exons: 4
Coding region: 1-1227 (408 amino acids)
Biological process (GO): visual perception; G protein-coupled receptor signaling pathway
Cellular component (GO): photoreceptor outer segment; membrane
Molecular function (GO): G protein-coupled receptor activity
Source: RefSeq, a predicted model, not a curated record
AUGCUCGUGUCCAACGUGAGCUUGAGCGGCUGCGCGAAGGUGAACAGCGCGCUGUGUACCGGAGCCGGGGAGGGACAGCUGGAGAGCAGCUCGUACCGGACGACCCUCAGCCCCACCGGCCACCUGGUCGUGGCUGUGUGUUUGGGCUUCAUCGGCACGUUGGGACUCCUGAACAACCUUGUGGUGCUGCUGCUGUUCUGCCGCUAUAAGAUCCUGCGCUCGCCCAUCAACCUGCUGCUGAUUAACAUCUGCAUCAGCGACCUGCUGGUGUGCGUGCUGGGGACGCCGUUCAGCUUCGCCGCCAGCACGCAAGGGAAAUGGCUCAUCGGGGACUCGGGCUGCGUGUGGUACGGCUUCGCCAAUUCCCUUUUCGGCAUCGUGUCACUGAUCUCGCUGGCCGUCCUUUCCUUUGAGCGCUACAGCACCAUGAUGGGCCCAGCAGAGGCCGACUCCACUAAUUAUCGAAAGAUGUCCCUGGGCAUCGCUCUGUCCUGGUGCUACUCUCUCAUCUGGACAAUGCCACCGCUCUUUGGUUGGAGUCACUAUGGUCCCGAAGGACCUGGAACUACCUGCUCCGUUGACUGGAUGGACAAAACGGCAAAUAACAUCUCCUAUAUCAUCUGCCUGUUUGUCUUCUGUCUGAUCGUACCAUUCUUGGUCAUCGUAUUCUGCUAUGGCAAACUGCUUUAUGCCAUCAAACAGGUCAGUGGGAUCAACCCGGCGGUGAGCAGAAAACGCGAACAGCGUGUACUGUUCAUGGUGGUGGUCAUGGUGGUCUGUUACCUGAUGUGCUGGCUGCCAUACGGGGUCAUGGCCCUGCUGGCCACCUUCGGGCCCCAAGGCCUGGUCACCGCGGAGGCCAGUAUCAUUCCCUCCCUCCUGGCUAAGACAAGCACUGUCAUCAACCCGGUCAUUUACAUUUUCAUGAAUAAACAGUUCUACAGAUGUUUCCUAGCCCUGCUGCGCUGCAAGACACCCCAGCGAGGCUCCAGCUUGAAGAGCUCCUCUAAGGUCGCCACCAAGGUCAUCCGUGGCGGCAAUGGCAACGGUGCCCGCCGUACCAAUGACAACAACUUCCCCUUCAUGGUAGCCUCCCUGGGCCAACCGGCCACCACGGUGCCCCAGCUGGACACUCCAGCGGAGGCCACCUACAACGCCACUGAAGGCCCGUCAUCUGAUAUCAACCCGCCUGUCGUGGUGUCGCUGGUGGUGCAAUAUAAUGAGUGA